This is a messenger RNA of Striga hermonthica, 1407 nucleotides long. The record is from the annotation of a GenBank genome assembly. NCBI's taxonomy places the organism in Eukaryota, Viridiplantae, Streptophyta, Magnoliopsida, Lamiales, Orobanchaceae.
AUGGAUCCACCAAAAGUAAUACCCAAGCCUCCAAGGUACAACCCCUCGCAGAAGAAUCCCGUCUUUGAACACUUCCGAUCCUUUUUCCAAUCCACAAAUCCAAACAGCAUAUCUUUACCACCCGACGCCAAGCCCGAAGCAAACGAUGAGCCCGAGAUAAGUAUUUUUGAGGCCCGGAAAUAUUUUAACGACAACAAAAACAAGAAUAAUAUUAAUAAUAAUAUUGUUGUUAAUUCGGGGGAUUUCAUCAAAAUUCAGCAAAAUCGGCCGUCGUCGGUAUCUUCCGAUGGAUACGGCCGGAAGUUCAGGACGUCGUCUUUCCACGCGACACCGACGGCCUCGUCGGAGGCCAGCUGGAACAGUCAAACGGGACUUUUGGUCAACCCGCGGGGCUGCACGGCGGACUCCGUGAAAAACUUUGCUUCCGACGGUGGUAAUAAUAACCAUCGGAGGAGAAACUCCGGUAGGAAGUGGAUUUUCCGGCGUAAGUGCUGCUGCACCGGUGAGAAAUCGAUUCGGGUCAAGGAGACGACAACGGCGGGGUAUUCGGGUCCGGGUCCGACGCGGAGCAAAAACAGCACACCUGUCAAAAUCCCACCGGUAGAACCAAUUUCCGGCAGGCUGUUGUUGCCGGAAGGUAAUUUUGUGGCGGCGGAGCAGCAGCGGAUAUCGGCGUCAGGGAGGCCGUUCGCGGACGGGUUCUCGUUCCCGAUCCUGAAGGGUUCGACACAAACGGUGAGGCCUGGACCGAUGGGGAUCGGACGUCUAGGGGAGGAUCCGCCCAGGGACUCGCUGGAUGUGUUCCAGCCGGCGGAUAGCGAUCCGUCUGCCGGCGGCGGCGGACGGCGCAAUUUCAACCUGGGGAGCCCGAUCGCGCGCAUGGCAAGCACGGACGACGAUGUGGGGAGCGACGCCAGCUCAGAUCUGUUCGAGCUGGAGAGCUUCGCGACCCAGACGACGUCGAACCUGACGUCACGCCGCAGGGACUCGCUGGACGAGGCCCCGAUAUUCAACGCGCGGCGGUACGCGGGCAGGACGAGCCUGGACGAGCCGCCGACGCCGAGCGUGGCGGCGACUGAGUGCUACGCGCCAAGCGAAGUCAGCGUGACCUGGAGCGUGAGCACGGCUGAGGGCUUCGACAGGGCCAGCGUCUCCAACUUCUCCGUCUCCGCGUCGGAGGCCGGUGGCGCGGAGUUUCUCCGGCGGGGACGGAAGGAGGAGGUCUGCGCCGGGAACGGCGGGAUGAGGAAGGGGAACCGAGCGGGCCUCCUGCUGAUGAGCUGCCGGCAGGGGAAGGCAGUGAGCGUGGGGCCGCAUCCGGUGAAAUGCUUGCCGGAGGGGUCGGGAGGGGCGCCGUCCAAACCGCCUCCGGGAUGCAAGAAGACGGUGCUGGCUUUUGGGGCCUGA